AUGCCUGCCCAGAAGAUUGAAACAGGUCACAAUGACACAGUUCAUGAUGUAACCAUGGAUUACUAUGGAAAGCGUGUGGCAACUGCUUCCUCUGAUACCACCAUCAAGAUAAUUGGUGUAAGCAACAAUUCUCCUUCACAGCACCUUGCUACUUUGUGUGGUCAUCAAGGUCCCGUUUGGCAGGCUGCUUGGGCACACCCCAAGUUUGGUUCAAUCCUUGCUUCCUGCUCCUAUGAUGGGAAAGUAAUAAUUUGGAGGGAGGGUAAUCCAAACGAGUGGACACAGGCUCAUAUUUUUACGGACCACAAGUCAUCUGUCAAUUCUAUUGCUUGGGCUCCUCAUGAACUUGGCCUUUGCUUGGCUUGUGGAUCCUCUGACGGGAAUAUAUCUGUCUAUACUGCCAGGUCAGAUGGCGGUUGGGACACCACAAGAAUAGAUCAAGCCCACCCUGUUGGUGUAACAUCUGUCUCAUGGGCCCCUUCAAUGGCUCCUGGUGCUCUAGUUGGAUUCGGUAUACUGGAGCCUGUCCAGAAGCUGGCUUCUGGUGGCUGUGAUAAUACUGUAAAGGUGUGGAAGAUAUAUAAUGGAAAUUGGAAGAUGGACUGCUUCCCUGCCCUUCAGAUGCAUGCUGAUUGGGUGAGAGAUGUGGCUUGGGCUCCCAAUUUGGGUCUUCCAAAGUCUACAAUUGCAAGUGCUUCACAGGACGGGACAGUUGUCAUCUGGACAGUGGCAAAAGAAGGUGAUCAAUGGGAGGGUAAGGUUUUGAAGGACUUUCAGACUCCGGUUUGGAGGGUCUCAUGGUCUUUGACUGGAAACUUGCUGGCUGUAGCUGCUGGGGACAACAAUGUCACUUUGUGGAAAGAAGCAGUUGAUGGCGAGUGGCAACAGGUGACCACAGUCGAUCAAUAGAUUCCCGGUCUUGCUUUUGUCUUUUACUUCUGUUUCCUCUUCUAGCUUUGUCAAGAACUAGUUCAGCAGUACUCUCGCCUUCUGAUUUUGCUUUGGGGUCCUUUUGUUUGUAUGGAUUUAUGUGAUUAUUGGUUUACCAAAUUUAGGGAAUGAACGAUA
This is a messenger RNA of Ilex paraguariensis (yerba mate), 1068 nucleotides long. Lineage: Eukaryota; Viridiplantae; Streptophyta; Magnoliopsida; Aquifoliales; Aquifoliaceae. The record is from the annotation of a GenBank genome assembly.